Messenger RNA from Pseudocercospora fijiensis CIRAD86, 732 nucleotides. RefSeq lists its product as uncharacterized. Lineage: Eukaryota; Fungi; Ascomycota; Dothideomycetes; Mycosphaerellales; Mycosphaerellaceae. The transcript has 2 exons. Gene Ontology annotation, cellular component: cytosol. The coding region runs from base 1 to 732 and encodes 243 amino acids. The record is from RefSeq and is a predicted model, not a curated record. Gene Ontology annotation, molecular function: RNA binding.
AUGUCGAGCUCCAACAGAGGCCGCGCAGGCAAGUACCAGAAGGCCAAGCGAGGUGGCGGCCGACACUUUAGCAAGAACCUUGCACCCCUCGAUGCAGAUGGAGCAGAGCGCUCCAUGUGGGCAGAACCAGUCGAGAAGGAUAGCGACGACAGCAGCGAAGAAGAGUCUUCAGAGGAGGAGUCGAGCGAGGACGAUGAGCCCAAGAAGGCAGGACAGGAAAUGACUCGUGAGGAGAGACGGCAAGCAGCAAAAGCCAAGAAGGAAGCUGCGAUCAAGAAGAAGCAAGGAGUCCCACAACCAGGCGACUUGCCCAGCGACAGCGAGGAAGAGGACGACGAUAUGCCUGUCAACCCCAACCACAGCUCCGCCGCACGCAAGCAGGCCGCAAUAGGCGCAGGAGAUGCCGAAAAGGCCGUAGCGAAAGCGAAGAAAGACGGAGACGUGAGCCAACUCUCACGGCGCGAGCGCGAGGCUCUGCAAGCACAGCAAGCCAAGGAACGCUACCAGAAAAUGCACGCCGAAGGCAAAACCGACGAGGCACGUGCCGAUCUCGAACGACUGAAGCUCGUGAGACAGCAGAGAGAGGAGGCUGCUGCGAGGAAAGAGGCUGAGAAGCAGGAGAAAGAAUUGAUUGAUAAGGAGAAGAAGGAGCAGAUGGCUAGACUUGAGCGUGCGCAAGCUGCUAAGGCGGCGAGAGGUGCUCGGGGUGGGAAGAAGGGGGGCAAGUCUUGA